Chrysemys picta bellii (western painted turtle) is the source of this 2508-nucleotide messenger RNA. It is a transcript of the gene PTK6, whose product is annotated as protein tyrosine kinase 6. Gene Ontology annotation, biological process: protein phosphorylation. The record is from RefSeq and is a predicted model, not a curated record. NCBI's taxonomy places the organism in Eukaryota, Metazoa, Chordata, Testudines, Emydidae. Gene Ontology annotation, molecular function: ATP binding; protein tyrosine kinase activity; protein binding.
AAUGUAAACAUGUAUUUAAACCUUAAAAAAAACAACACAUAGUUCCAGCUGAAACCAGGGCUUGUGAGUUCCAGGAAGACUUGUUGGAGGGCAUGUGUCUAACAGAGGUGUGCACGGAGUCCAUGUGCAGCAGGGAACAAGGAUCAGAAACACAAGAUCAGAGGACACUGGAUUCUUCUCUGCAAGCAUUGGCAGUGUUUGAAGGGAAUGGACUAAAAUUCCUGACAGCAUUGCUAGUCAUCCCUGAUACCCAUUCUAGCUGGUUCCAUAUUUGGUUUAUUUCAGUACUCAGAGUGAGCAAGGUGCUUUAUAGACACUGUCUCCAGGGAUUACAAUCACCAUUACACCUGUGCUGAGCACCCACAACUCUGCAGUCAAUGAAAGCAACAGAUUGUCCAGCACCUCUGACAGCCAGGUCUUAAGUUAAAGCAAAUUGGUGAUUUUAGUGAGAGAUCACCACGUUCGAUUCUGAAACCCAGGUGCAGGAGGUAGGCAGACCCUGUACAGAUCCAAACCUUUCCCCCACCUGUGACAGGUGUGUGAGGAAUGACUUCUUGCCUCCUGGCAUGUUGUCAGUUACUGGAAUGGGAAGGUAGCAGCACAUUUAAUGACUGCUUUGCAUUGUGUGCUCCUCCCGCCUCUCCUCCUUGAUUUCACAGUUCGGGAUGACUCAAUUGUGAGGCACUACAAGAUCUGGCGGAACUCCCAGGGGAACCUCUACAUGAACGCUGCGCUCUCCUUCCCAGAUCUGCGCAGCCUGGUGGAGCAUUACAAAGCGAAGAACCUCUCCCACGGCCUGAGACUGACAAUUCCCUGCUGGAAGCAAGAACAAGAACCUCUUCCUCACUGGGAUGACUGGGAAAGACCCAGAGAAGAAUUCAGUCUGGUCAAGAAGCUGGGAGCUGGAUACUUUGGAGAAGUCUAUGAAGGAUACUGGAAAAACAAGGUCAAAGUUGCAAUUAAAACAAUCCCCAAAGCUGACCUGACGUACCAGGCCACUUUCAAGAACGAAACCGAGGUCAUGAAGAAUCUGAGGCACAAGCACAUCCUCUCCCUCUAUGCCAUCUCUUCUGUUGGAGAUCCUGUCUACAUCAUCACCGAGCUCAUGCUCAAAGGAAACCUGCUAGAUUUUCUCCGAGCGUCAGAAGGGGAGCAUCUGGAAAUGACCGACCUGGUUGACAUGGCAUCCCAAGUGGCUGAUGGGAUGUGCUACUUAGAGUCUCAGAAUUUUAUUCACCGAGAUUUAGCUGCAAGAAAUAUUCUUGUUGGAGAAAACAACAUCUGCAAAGUGGGUGACUUUGGCCUGGCCAGGCUUAUCAAGGAUGAUGUGUACUUGUCUUACUCCCACAAUAUCCCCUAUAAAUGGACAGCCCCUGAGGCCAUUUCCCACGGACGCUAUUCCAUCAAGUCCGAUGUUUGGUCUUUUGGGAUCCUUCUGUAUGAAAUUAUCACCUAUGGGCAGAUUCCAUACCCAGGUAUGAGUAACAGCGAGGUUUGCAAAAAAGUCCAAACAGGUUUCCAAAUGUUCCGCCCGCCAAAGUGCCCACCCAUGCUCUAUGAAAUCAUGCGCAAGUGCUGGCACCUGAGUCCAGAUCAGAGGCCUGACUUCCAGUACCUCAAAGGGAAACUCCACAGUUUCACGCUCUACGAGAACCCAGGGCGAUAGCUGCACCAGGAGCCCUUCUCUUUCUGUUUCCUUUCAUCUCUUUUGAAGCCUGACAUUUCUGUUAUAAAGACCUCGGGGAUAUGAAACCAAUAGCUCUCUGGCCUCUGAAACAAGUACACAAUGUAGCCUUGGAUAUCUGCAGGCUUUUCCUAGGUCAUUUUCUGAUAUACUAAGGAUACAUGCUUAAAGAACAACUGUUUCCAGAGAAGAUUAAUCUAUUUCAGGAGCAAGGACUCAUGUCACUUAUCAAUCAUUUCACACACAAAUCUGAAGCAACACAAGCAAAACCAUUUGGGGUUGAUUCUCUCCCAAUAAAAGACAAUACAUUCCUUCUGUCCACCUUGCAAAUUCAUUUCAAGACUUCCUGCUGACCAGACGGUUGUAUAGUUACGCCUGCUCCACAGACGCGAUGGUGUUCUGUAAGACUUAAUUUUUGCAGUAAUGUUAGAAUGUGUAAAUGAUUAGCAAAAUCUAUGACAAUAAUCUACAUGUCCCGGGGGGAACUUUUAUUGGACUCCACUGUGAGGAAUAACAGAAUGAUCAGCUGUGCAAGACUCCAGGGUCUUGGAAAGGGAGCAAUGGGAAUCUACUGGGAAAGGUGGAUGGAUCAGUAGAAAGAGAGAACACCUGAUUCCAUUCAAAAUGUGCUGUAGGGAGCCCGUGCCUUGAACUGCAAGUGUGGAUUCUGUUGCUUUGCUUCAAUACAAAUUGUUAUACACUGACUGCUGCGCUAGGUGGGGUCACUGGAUGCUCCCCCUGUUCAAAAAGUGCAUCAUCGUGGUCAUUAAUGUAUAAUUCUGCACCACACAGUGGGUGCAAUCCAGGAUAUAUUUUUAGAAUGA